UGUGUGUGUGUGUGCGUGAGUGAGUGUGUGUGUGUGUGUGUGUGUGUGUGUGUGCGUGUGUGUGUGUGUGUGUGUGUGAUGAUUGUGUGUGUGUGUGUGAGUGUGAGUGUGUGUGUGUGUGUGUGUGUGUGUGUGUGUGUGUGUGCGUGAGUGAGUGUGUGUGUGUGUGUGUGUGUGUGUGUGUGUGCGUGAGUGUGUGUGUGUGUGUGUGUGUGAGUGAGUGUGUGUGAGUGUGUGUGAGUGUGUGUGUGUGUGUGUGUGUGUGUGUGUGCACACAUGGGACAGUUUGUUAUUUGUAUAUUUAUCUGUCAUAUUUAAUAUUUACAGUCUCGUACAGACAUUAUGUUUGCUCUUGCAAAGAUCUUAAUGGUUCAGCGUUGCGGCUCUUUGAUUGGAAAUUCUUAGAAACUGAAAACGUUUAAAGGAAUGGCUGAAAAUUCUGUCAUCAUAUACUCACCCUCAUGUCGUUCGUAACCGGUAUGACCGUUCAUCGGUGGAACACAAAAGGUGUUUAGCAGAAUGUUUAUGCUUCGUAGUGACCACGAAUGUCAAACGCACCAUAACCGUUUCAUAAUAGUAGUUCCUGUGACGCUGUAUUCCAAGUCUUCUGAAGUCAUACAGUAAAUGUGAUUCUGUUGCGAGUCGUUAUUUACUGAAAGUGUUGUGCAUGAUGACACAUGAGUAACAGUGACAUCAGUCUCGUGCUGCGCAUCUAAAUGCAACAUUUCAUUUUCACUUCAACACAAUCACAAACGUGAGGAAUAUUAUCAGUCAAUAACAGUCUUGCAUAGAAGCCCUGAAGCACAAGGUGCCUUCGGCCACAAAUUUCGCUCGGGCAAAGAAAUUAUUUUAAAAAAAUUCCUCUCUGAAAAUGUUUUUCUCAGGCCACAAAAAAAAUUAUCUGAUUUAUUAUUUAUUUUUUUCUCUGAAAUUGUUUUUUUUUCUUCACUAGAGGAUGCACAGACACAUGAGGAUUUUCUUUUCUUCCUAGCUAACAAUUAGCAUGUGGUACCAACUUCUGCCAGCAGAUGGCACUAUCAGUUAGCAUGACAUCUGCUGACAGGUAAUAUCUGUUCAUUUAUACAUUUAUAGUUAUAAUAUUGUACAAUAACAUGAAUGUUUUGCAAAUAUAAAUCAAGAUUUUUUUUUAGACAUUCUUCUGAUACAUGAAAUCUCACAAUAUGUUUACAAUAUACAUAAGCUUCAUAUAGGGGGAGUAAAUACAUAUGGGAAUAUGAAUACUGCUAUUGAUAUUGAUGCUUUUUUAAAUUGUUGGUGCAUGUAAACAUCUGUUACAUUGAUGUCUUCACCAUUGUGACACCUCUAUGUGUUCCUCUAUGUGUUCCUCUAUGUGUUCCUCUAUGUGUUCCUCUAUGUUCCUCUAUGUGUUCCUCUAUGUGUUCCUAUGUGUUCCUCUAUGUGUUCCUCUGUGUGUUCCUCUAUGUGUUCCUCUGUGUUCCUCUAUGUGUUCCUCUAUGUGUUCCUCUGUGUUCCUCUAUGUGUUCCUCUAUGUGUUCCUCUAUGUGUUCCUAUGUGUUCCUCUGUGUGUUCCUCUAUGUGUUCCUCUGUGUGUUCCUCUAUGUGUUCCUCUAUGUGUUCCUCUAUGUGUUCCUCUAUGUGUUCCUCUGUGUGUUCCUCUAUGUGUUCCUCUAUGUGUUCCUCUGUGUGUUCCUCUAUGUGUUCCUCUAUGUGUUCCUCUAUGUGUUCCUGUGUGUCCUCUGUGUGUUCCUCUAUGUGUUCCUCUCUGUGUUCCUCUGUGUUCCUCUUGUGUUCCUCUCUGUGUUCCUCUAUGUGUUCCUCUGUGUUCCUCUAUGUGUUCCUCUAUGUGUUCCUCUAUGUGUUCCUCAGUGUGUUCCUCUGUGUUCCUCUAUGUGUUCCUCUGUGUUCCUCUAUGUUCCUCUAUGUGUUCUUCUAUGUGUUCCUCUAUGUUCCUCUGUGUGUUCCUCUAUGUUCCUCUGUGUGUUCCUCGGUGUGUUCCUCUAUGUGUUCCUCUAUGUGUUCCUCUGUGUUCCUCUAUGUUCCUCUAUGUGUUCCUCUGUGUGUUCCUCUCUGUUCCUCUCUGUGUUCCUCUGUGUUCCUCUGUGUUCCUCUAUGUGUUCCUCUGUGUUCCUCUAUGUUCCUCUAUGUGUUCCUCUGUGUGUUCCUCUGUGUGUUCCUCUCUGUUCCUCUCUGUGUUCCUCUGUGUUCCACUCUGUUCCUCUAUGUGUUCCUCUGUAUGCCUCUAUGUGUUCCUCUAUGAAACAUGUGGUUCAUUUCAUUGUGUUUUCAUAUAUUGCAAGACCGUUUGUUGUCUAACAUUGUUUUUUAUUUUGUAAAAUAUAAUUUUCACCUUGUCAGAAUAAGAUGUUAUGGUUACUGAUAGUGGCACCUGGUGGCCGAGUUUGGAACCACAUGAUAAUUUAAAAGAAAAAUUCUAUUUUCUGUUGCCACUGAAGAAUAUUUUUACAGAAAAACUCAUUUUCAAAGAGGAAAAAAAAUAUUUUCAGAGAAAAAAAUUUAAAAAGAAAAAUUUAGGGGGAAAAUUCAAAGGAAAAAAACUAAAAUAGAAACAAAAGCUGACAAAAUAGGAAAAACAUCUGAGAAAAAUCAUUUUCAAAGAAAAAUUUAAAGAGAAUGAAAAAUUCAGUGAAAAAUUAUUCAGUGAAAAAUUAUUCAGACAAAAAAAAGACAAAAUAAUUUCAGAGAAAAAAAUUAAAAGAAAAUUCAGAGUGAAAAAAAAUUCAAGAAAAAAAAAAUGCCAAGAUUAAGAAAUUUUAUAAGAGUAUAAAAAUUCAGAGAAAAUUUUUUUCAGAGAAAAAGAGAAAUAAAACCAGUCAAAAACAUUCAGACAAAAAAAGGUAAUAAAAAACUAGAGAAACAAAAUCUGACAAAAUAAUAAUAAAGAGAAUUUUCAAAGAAAAAAAUCAAAGAAAGAAAAAUUCAGAGUGAAAUAAAUUUUAAGAGAAAAUAAAAUAGAGAAACAAUCUCAGAAAAAAAAAUAAUAAGACAAAAAAUCUGAAAAAAAUUCGGAGAGAAUAAAACUUCAGAGAAAAAUUAUUUCAGUGAAAAGAACAUUUCAGAAAAAAAUCUUCAUAAGAAAAACAAAAUAUGGAAUAAAAAACAUUCCAUAGAAAAAGUGUUUUUCCUGAGAAUAAAAGGCGGGACAGAAUGAGGAAGGCUCUGUUCACUAGAUUUAUAUGUUCCUCUGCAGUUCAGGGCUUCCGUACAACAUCAUAAAACCUUGUUCUUCACACGAAUGAGUCGAUGAGACACUGAAACUCUUUCUGUUGACUAUUUACAAUAAUAGCAGAGAGUAAACGUCUCUGUUGGGAUUAUUUAACAGUGUCUUUAAUAUCAGCACGGGACGUUUUGCAUGUAUGUUUCAAUUCUUCUAAAUAUUCGUUUCAACUUCAUUUGCCACAUUAUAUCGUUUUGCCAUUUUUACUGUUAAACUUGUUUUAAGUUAAUAUUUGUGUUUGACUGUCCUAUUUAUGUUUUUUUUUUCUCAUAAUAAAAACUCAUAUCUAAUGUCCUCCUAUCGUGUCCUCGCGUCCUGUGCGGGAAAUGCAUCUCAAAUGGAAUUAUAUACCUCUUAUAUACAUGACAUGUCGAAUGAAGUGACACAAGGGCUCUUCCUCGAGAGCCUCGUGUACCGCUGAACUUGAGAAAUGGCCAAUGAGAAAUUGGCAGACGCCCCUCGGACAGACGGGUAUAAAGGGAAGCGGGCGUGCAACAGCAAGCUGAGUCUCACUACUGGUCAUAAGAGCUGCCUCGCGUUCCUGGGCUGCGAUCACACGCAGGCAGCGUUUUAUGAAUGGUUAAUUUUCUCAGUGCGAGAACAUAGCCAUGGCAAGGUUACGCGCCUCCUUCCUAUGGGAUUGGGGCCAGCGCGGCUGGUGAUGAAGGCGAUUUGGGGCAUACAGCGAGCUCUGUUUCGCCGGGUAAAUCCCCAUGAACCACCCGGCCCCCCAGCACGCUCGUUUGCUUCCGUUCAGGCUCGAGGUGAGGGCGGAUUGCCUCAUGGCCAGUCUGUUUACUCUCUCGGACCCCUCGAGUUGGAUGAUGAUUUGUCUGAUGCUGAUGACUCGUCUGUGCUGCCACCUUCGGGUCUGCUCGCCCAGUCUGAGGCUGACGCACGGAUGUCCGCUGUGCUUUCCCAGGCUGAGCGCGAGGCUGGACUGGAAACUUCCAUCCACCCCCUCACCCCUCACGGCUAGUUGAUAGGUUCCUCGGGUCAGGACGGCCCUCAUAGCCACGCCUCAGCAUGGUCCGCACCCGUUUGCCCACCGAGGGCAUUCCCCUGCGUCCAAGCAACAGGCAGCUCCACCUCAACCCGGCCCAGCUCUCAGCCCCAGCAUCGAGCACCUCGCAGGCAGCGCAUGCCCCCCGUCUCCAGGACUUCCUCUAGGACCUGAAAGGCUCCUAAGCACUCCUGAGACGGAAGACCCAGGGAGUCGUUCGCUCCAGAGCUGGUACCAAGACCACUCCGUUCCCCGGUGGAGGGCCGGCAGAAAAAUCCUUGUUUUUCCACAUUGUUAAUAAAAGACCGAUUUCCCCACUUCCUGGGUCAUCCAGCCAGUGUGUGCCAUUCUCACGGCGCCCCAGCUCCAAAAUCAUACAGUCCCGGUUCUCCGGACGCAGUCACCUCGCCUCCGGACCCGUGACUGCCCAGCCCCAGCAGGCCAGUGCUGACGAGUUCCGAAGAUGCCUUUUUAGGACCUCUUCCUCAGUCUCUAACCUGCCCCCUUCCGGGAGCGCGGAGCAAGGUAAGUGCUUUGAGUCUUUUCUCAGCACCCAAGCCUCGUGACACGCUUUUGCCUCCCGAUGCGCUAUUUCCUCCUCCCCCCUGCCUCACUCUCUCUUCGAGCCCAGCACGGCGGUUCCUCUAAAACAAUUCCAGAGGCUCCUGGGGCAUAUGGCAUCCUCAGCUGCGGUCGCGUUGCUCAGGUUGAUGCAUAUGAGACCACUAAAGCACUGGCUUCAGACUUGAGUCCCGAGAUGGGCAUUGCACCAUGGCACAUACCGUGUGUUAAUCACCCCCUCUUGCCAUCAGACUUUCAACCCUUGGACAGACCUCUGUUUUCUGCAGACUGGUGUCCCCCUAUAGCAGGUGUCCAGACGUGUCGUGGUCAUCACAGACGCCUCUCAACUGGGUUGGGGCACCGUGUGCAAUGGGCACGCUGCCGCUGGCUCCUGGAUAGGGCCCUGGCUGCAUUGGCACAUCAACUGCCUGGAGUUGCUGGCUGAAUUCCUUGCCCUGCUGAGGUUUCUCCCGCCGAUCCGAGGCAAGCACAUCUUGAUCCAUUGAAGGUGUAUGUAGCUGCUAUCGCAGCCCACCACGACGCAGUGGGCGGCAAGUCCUUGGGUCACUCAGUGGUCCUUUUGGGCCUUCAGAGACCCCCCUUCGAUUUAGUUGGGCUCAAGACCCUCUCCUUGAAGACAGCCCUCCUGAUAGCGCUAGCUUCCAUCAAGAGGGUUGGGGACCUGCAAGCGUUCUCUCUCAUCGACACUUGCCUGGAGUUCGGUCCGGCACAUACUCAUGUUAUCCUGAGACCGUGACCGGUCUACGUGCCCAAGGUUCCUACGACCCCCUUUAGGGACCAGGUUGUGAACCUGCAAGCAAGCUGCCCUAGGAGGAGGCAGACCCAGCCUUUUCGUUGCUGUGUCCGGUACAUGCUUUGUGCAUCUAUUUGGACCACAUGCAGAGCUGUAGAUGCUUCGGCGGACAGCGGAAAGGGAACGCUGUCUUCAAACUGAGACUGCCCGCUGGGUCGUCGAUGCCAUUUCCUUGGCCUUUCUCAGGCCGUGCCCACCCCCUGCGGGUUCGAGCACACUCGAUGAGAAGUGUGGCAUCCUCAUGGGCACUGGCCAACGGCACCUCCCUAGCAGACAUCUGCAGAGCAGCGGGCUGGGCAACACCGAUACCUUUUGCGAGAUUUUACAAUCUCAGGGUUGAGUCGGUCUCGUCUCGUGUUUUGCCAGGUCCGAGCCGGUAGAACUCGGUAAUGCUUGCACCUAGUGCCCUUCACCAAGUUGAUCCAGUGCACUUUCUCUCCCAAGCUAUCCACACGUUGCUUCCUUCCUAGCCUUCUGGCCUACGAAUUCAGCGAAGCAAUUUGCGACCAGACCCAAUACGAGCCACAAUUGUUCUGUACUGAGGUAGGGCUUUACAGGCUCCCUCUAGUCUUGGCAGGAUGUGGCCUCCGCAGGGUCUUUUCCCCCUGAAAGAAUAGGAUCGAGAAAGACCGCCUUAACCGACGCAUUUCAUAGCGUUAAGAUAGCCCCAGCCAUUUCACACUCUAUGUGAGAGACAUAGAGACAGAAAAGGUCUUGGCUGCCGGGCUUGCUUCCAUUCUGGUCAUGUAGCACCUGUUCCCCCCCUCAGGGGUGCUGGGAACCUAAGGUCUCUAUAUGACACCUUUUCUGGGGGCGUUGGGGAGGCUUACGUGUAGCCGACAUAGUUGCUUCUAGCAAGUUCACGUAACACGGGCUAGUGCAUGGCGCUUUUGAACGGGAUCCCUUGUGUCACUUCAUUCGACACAGCGUUACUGUUGUAACCUCAUUCCCUGAGGGAGGGAACAAGACGUUGUGUUCCCUUUGCCACGACACUAGACCUACCACUGUAACCAGCUGUACCUUAUUCUCGGCUCCUCAGUUUAUAAACCUGACUGACACGCCCGCUUCCCUUUAUACCCGUAUGUCCAGGGGCGGGACAUGCAAAUUCUGUCUGCCGAUUUCUCAUUGGCCUUUUCUCAAGUUCAGAGGUACGCGAGGCUCCCAAGGAAGACCCCUUGUGUCACUUCAUUCAAAACAACGUCUCAUUCCCACCCUCAGAGAACGGAGGUUACAGCAGUAACCGUGACUGUUAUCAGAUGUUCAGAUUAUCGUUCGGUGCAUCUCACAGAGGUGAUGAGAGGACACAGUUAAUUUGGGAAUGCCACUGAAACAGGAAAUCUUUAAAAACACCUUCAGAGCUUAAAGGGUUAAAACAUGACAAACGUCGUCUUGUCAUCCUGUUUGUUCCAGUCAUAGAAGUAAAAACACACAAACACAAAUGGACACUUUGGUUUCUAAUUACGAAUUUCUAAUUACAACCAAUGCUGAAAUAUUCAGUGUGUGUGUUGAUCUGAAUCAGACGCUCUGAGAUUUUAUUGAUCUUUAUUUGAUUUUUUUAUGGUUUAUAUACACAGCAGAAGUAUUCAUGAAACAUGGCGUGCAUUGGAGCCGAGAAACUACAGCAUAUUUAUAUUAUUAUUUACAAAACACUUUCAUAAUUUUUUAAAAUGCUAGCUUUAAAAAAUCAUCUGACAAUCCCAACAUUUUUUAUUUAUUUACUUCCCCUUAAAUGAACUAGAAGUGGUUUAACUAUGCUUGUGUUGGGGGUCACACACACACACUCGCACACUCUCGUACACACACACAGACACACAUACACACACACACACUCUCACACACACACUCUCACACACACACUCACAGAAACACAUACACACACACACACACACUCUCGUACACACACACAGACACACAUACACACACACUCUCACACACACACUCACAGAAACACAUAUACACACACACACACACAUACACACACAUAGCACAUUCAUACACACUCACACACACACACACACACACACUCUCACACACACACACACACACACACUCACUCUCACACACUCACAGAUACACAUAUACACACACACACUCUCACACACAGACACACACAUAGACAUUCAUACACACUCUCACACACACACACUCUCAUACACUCUCAUACACACACACACACUCACAUACACACUACACAUACACUCACAUACACACUAACAUACACACACGCACACACUCACAUACACACUAACAUACACACACACACACACUCACAUACACACUAACAUACACACACGCACACACUCACAUACACACUAACAUACACACACACACUAACAUACACACAAGCUGUUUGAAGGUCUGCGACUGAAGUCAACAUGAUUUGAUAGUUUUGUGUCUGUAAUGUGUUUCCGAGUGAAACCGGAUGUUCAGUUUGAUCAGUUGGAUGUGUGACGUGGGAUUAUCAUGAGUUCCUCUGAAAGGUUUUCUUGAGAAAAACGUCCUAAAGCUUGUCUGGACUCAACAGCGACACGUAUUUCACUAAAUCAAGAAUUAAUUUAAUUAAUUGAGGUUUAAAGGCAGAAAUGUGACGUUUAUAAUUUAAUUUUGAUUCUGAUGUUAAAUCUCGAGUAUUAUUUGAGCUGUAAAUUGUCUCUGUCUUCACACAGAUGUGGUUAUUAAGUGAUUUAAUGACAGUAAAAUCAUGUUAACACACAUAUUGUUUAUGUCUUGUGUCUAUACUUGUGAAAGGUUACACAUUGGCCUCUUUCACUUCCAUUGAUUUUGUGGCAAUCAACAUUAUGAAUCCGGAAUAUUCCUAAAUACUGUACAGAUGUGUCAGUAACAUCUGCAGGAAUCAGAUCUGAUCAACACAUAAAACAUGAUGAAAUGGGCAAUAGAUACACACACAGACACACACACACAGACACAUACACACACACACACACACAUAUUUACUCUAAAUACAU
Messenger RNA from Xyrauchen texanus (razorback sucker), 8561 nucleotides. RefSeq names its product keratin-associated protein 10-3-like. The record is from RefSeq and is a predicted model, not a curated record. Lineage: Eukaryota; Metazoa; Chordata; Actinopteri; Cypriniformes; Catostomidae.